Molecule: messenger RNA, 1784 nt
Organism: Musca domestica (house fly)
Lineage: Eukaryota; Metazoa; Arthropoda; Insecta; Diptera; Muscidae
Gene: Kr-h2
Product: Krueppel homolog 2
Exons: 4
Coding region: 180-983 (267 amino acids)
Biological process (GO): endoplasmic reticulum tubular network organization; membrane organization
Cellular component (GO): membrane; endoplasmic reticulum
Source: RefSeq, a predicted model, not a curated record
UUCGUUUAUCAUGUUUUUUUUUUCAUUCAGUUUUGUGGUGCGGAGUAUUAAGAGCGGUUGAUCGGCGGUUCGUUAAAGAAAUAGAGUUUGUCCAUGAAAAACAGUUGUUAAAUUCCAAUUUUUUUUUAAUUCUUUCUUUUUAAUUAUAACGACACAAAACCUAAACAAACAGCAACAAAAUGAGUGACGAUAAUAACGAUAACAAUCAACAGAAUGGCACAUCAUCAAAUUCAAAUACACCGCCACCAACAGCCAACAAUGUACCCGCCAAAAUGAUCGAACACUUUAAGGGCCACAAAGUUGACGUGUCCAUGUGGCUGAUACGUAUUUUGGCCAUCAUCUUUGCGGUCUUCUAUGUCCUGCCCAUCUUUGGCACCAAACAGAGUGCCUUCAAUAAAGUUCUACUCUCAAAUGCAGCUAUCUCAGCGUUACGUUUGCAUCAACGUCUGCCCUCCUUUACGUUUUCACGUGAAUUCUUGGCUCGAUUAUUUGUCGAAGAUUCCUGUCAUUAUUUCAUGUAUUCGCUGAUAUUCUUGAAUGUGCAGCCAACAUUGUUGAUCCUGGCGCCAAUUGUAUUGUUUGCCAUUCUGCAUGCUUCGAGUUAUUCACUGAAAUUGUUGGAUAUUAUUGGACAAAACUCCUGGUGGGGUGCCCGUUUCCUUAUUUCCUUGGUUGAAUUCCAAGCUGGCAAUAUCUUGAAGGCUGCUUCCUUCUCGGAAAUCUUCAUCAUGCCUUUGGCUGUAGUCAUGACAUUCAUGGGUAGAGCUGGUCUUAUGACACCCAUUAUGUAUUAUCAUUUCCUCGUUAUGCGUUACAGUUCUCGUCGCAAUCCCUAUACCAGAAAUGCAUUCGCCGAAUUGCGCAUGACCGCCGAAGCUUUGGCAGCUCGCUCCCCAAGCAUAGUGGGGAAAGUUGUGCACACGGCCAUUGCAUUUAUUAGCCGUUUGGCACCAGCACCUCAAGCUGUUCCAACACAACAAUAAUACAAAGAACAACAGCAGUAGCAACAACAACAACAAAAGCAAUUCAAGCGAUGAAGAAUUGUUUGAACACCAAAACAAUAAUAAAGAAACAAAAAAUACCAGAGCCUUUCAAGGGUUUCUUUAGCUCUUUUUUGUACUACAUACCUACAUACGUUUGUCGGAAUUUCUUAACAAAGAAAUUGGAAACAAAAAAGAAGCAGUGAAAAGGACUUUAUAUUUAAAUUUCUAAUAAUAUUUCAUGUUGUGGGGUCUAUAUACAUUUUUUGUGUUAUUUUAUAUUGUGUAUGUGUAUUGAAAAUGUUUAGUCUAAGCUAAAUUUAUUUCAAUAUUUUCUCCCCACUCCCACUACCGCCACCUCACCACAGCCCUUUGACCUCAAAAGUCGAACAAGAAACACAUACACUCCAUACCCAUAUUUUUGUGGAGCAAAAUGCUUCGAUUAUCACUUGAAAUUAUUUAUUAUUAUUACUUUUUCAUACAAAGUUUGGUUAAUUUUAGUCUUUUGUUGUAAUAUUCUUACCCACCCUAUUUUCCCCUAUUAAGGCAUUACUGCUAUCGUUAAAGGUAUUAUUGACAAUUUUUCUAUCUAUAUUUCAUAGCCUUAUUCUUCUGUUGCUUAGUUUAAUUUUAAAUCACAUUUUGUUUUCUUUUUCUAUAGAAAUCUUUCAAUUCGAAACUUGAAUUUCCAUUAUAAUUUCAAACAAAAUCUAAAGAGAGAUGAAUGUGAAUAUGAAUAAAUUAUUGACUUUUAUUAUUAAAAUAGAAAAACAAAAAUAAAGGAGAAAAAAUAUGUCAUGGGAA